Molecule: messenger RNA, 672 nt
Organism: Akanthomyces muscarius
Lineage: Eukaryota; Fungi; Ascomycota; Sordariomycetes; Hypocreales; Cordycipitaceae
Exons: 1
Coding region: 1-672 (223 amino acids)
Source: RefSeq, a predicted model, not a curated record
AUGCCGGACCUAGAAUCGGCGCGUCUGCUCGAUUUCAUCGGCAAGAUGCCCGUCGACCAAGACGCCGUCGAUUUCUUUUCCGCAAUCCCCCACGUCAAGCCCUACCUCGAGAGCAGCCGAGACCUGCUGCCCGUGCCCUUUUACAGCCGCUCGCCCAAGGUCGACGGCGCCGACACCUUUUUCGGGGAGACAAUCAAGUCGCCGGGCACCAUCCCACACGCGCUGCUGCUCUUGCGCGGCGACAUUGCACGUCUCGAGUACAAGUUUGACGACCCUGCCACCGCCGCCGCCGCCGCCGCCGCCACCACCACCUGGCAGCCCGACACGGUGGCGCUCUUCCAGCUCGGCACCAAGCUCAACGGGUACCGCGACACCACGCACGGUGGGCUGCUGGCGUCGCUGCUCGACGAGGUCGUGGGCUACACCGUGGACGGGCUGAGCAGCUGCGCCGAGGCCGAGCAGGGCGGCGCGUCGCGGAGCCGGCUGUACACGGCGUACCUGAACACCAUGUACAGGAAACCCGUGUCGCCGGGCGUCUACGCGGUGGAGUCGCGCCUGGUCAAGCGGGACGGCAGAAAAUGGUUUCUACAGGGUCGCAUCGUGGGUGCCGAGGGCGUUGUGCAUACAGAGGCAGAAGUAUUAUAUAUUCAAUCUCGAGAUGGCGUACUAUAG